Pieris brassicae (large cabbage white) is the source of this 944-nucleotide messenger RNA. RefSeq lists its product as uncharacterized. Lineage: Eukaryota; Metazoa; Arthropoda; Insecta; Lepidoptera; Pieridae. The transcript has 8 exons. The record is from RefSeq and is a predicted model, not a curated record. Bases 119 to 829 code for a protein of 236 amino acids.
AGUGUCGAAUCCGCGAUAUCGUGGCGGACAGCUGCUGACUGGCAAUCAGCAGAGGAACAAAGAAGGCCGAGUUUGGAACGGCAAAAUACACUGUAUGACGAUGGAAUAGGUUUUGGAUAUGACCCUUUUCCACCGCCUCCACUUAUUAGGGACCAUCCACAUCUAUCACACCAGCCAAGUUAUGAAGAGUAUUUUGAUGCACCAUGCUAUCCAUACCCAUUUGAACCACCAAUGGGAAUGUGGGAUCAGCGAUUCUUUUACGAUGAGUGUGGACUUAAUCCUAUCGAGUAUGAAAAUUUCAUCAAUAAACGUCGCUCCUCCGUUGUACAGUUACCGCAAAUGCCGCCCAAACAGUUGCCACCAUCAUCUCGAUAUUCCGACUACAAUGAAAUGGCGCCAUACAGACCACGGCCGCGAAGGACUGCGGCAAGUUUACCAGCAACGCCAUCAUCGACACCAAAGCGUGGUCGGGCGCUACCUGUUCCUCCGGGCAGCGAAUCAGGUUGGGGGCGGAGAGGGCGGCGCCUGCCCAGGCCGCCCACGCAGCGCCAGAAGCCUGUGCCGCCCACCUAUACUAAUGUGCCUUACAAGCAAGAAACUGAGAGAAUACCAAAGGUACCCGAUGUUAGUUACGGUUAUGAGACAUUUGGGUACCAAAAAUAUCAAGACACUGCCAUUGAACAGUAUCAGGAUAAUACUUAUACCACAAGUGAUGAAGAUGGAAUGCAACCAUUCUUUAAUGAAACUCCCCACGCAACACCUUCGGCUACUACAGCACAAAAAUCUACAUGGGGUGAGAAUGAAAGUUCACAGUUUUCUUAUACGGUGACAGGAGAAGACAGUAAAUACAUAUCUACUACAGCGCCUUCGAAGUCGCAUUCAAAAAUAGAACAACCUGUUACUACAAAACAAUCGGUGUAUGAUACAAGCUUGUCAUACGAAAC